AUGAUCACGCAGUGUCGAAACCUCAAAACUCUAAAACUCUACGAGGGAGGCAACGUGACGAUCGCGAUGUUCCCCGAGAUGCUCAGCCAGCUUACCACAAUCGUCCACAGUACUGAUCGAAAGUAUUCUUUGAGGGGUGGAUAUGAUUAUGGACGGUUCUUCCAAUGCACUGCCACCCAGGCUCUCGAAACCCUCGUUCUGGACUCCUUGGAGUGCCACGACGAUACUUUCGUCCCCAACCGGUGUUUUACUUCGCUGAAAAAACUGUCGAUCAGCCACAGCACAGUGUCAGUGGCCUCUCUCGUCGCCGCAUUUCCUCUCCUCGAAAAUGUGACUCUAGAAGAAGUUACGUGUUACCCCGCGUUUUCGGGGGGUUGGCUCUCUUUGCAACGUCUUGACAUCGAUGUAAUGUGCCUGCAAAAGUUCGCUAUCACAUCUCGUGUGACCCAUCUGGUUAUCAUGCGGAGUGCGGUCGCUGAACACUCUCAAGGGUACAAAAAAACGAAGCCCAUAUCACAAGUUAUACAGAACACGCAGCCCGUCAAGCUCACCUUCUCUGCAACGUUCUCUAUGAGAGAACCAGACCGGCACUUCUGGAACACACUGCUGGACAGCAUGUCAAGCGUCCGAACUUUAGAGUUAUGCUUCGAGGCUGUUCUGGCCAACGACUAUCAGGGUAUGGAGCAUUGGAUGAAUUUCAUCCUGCCUCGCCUACUCAAAUGGUCCCAGGUAGAUACGCUUGAAAUCAAAGUAGAAACUUGGGCCCGUAUUUUGGAGCCCUCUACACCUACCAUCAACGCGCCCCCGCAUGUCGACGGCAACGUUUUCACAGGAUUCCGCAACUACUGCCGCAGUCUGGAUGCGCAUCUUGCCACGAUCAUUUGCCCACUCCGUCACAGCCGCCUCCAGUGGAUCUCCGUGCAGGUGUCUGAAGAGGUGGCAGGUUGUGUGGUUCCCAGACGGCCGACGCAACCUGCGCUAUGCCUCACGAAAUGUAGAGGUGGUUAUCUAGAUCAAUGA
Postia placenta MAD-698-R-SB12 is the source of this 1020-nucleotide messenger RNA. RefSeq lists its product as hypothetical. Lineage: Eukaryota; Fungi; Basidiomycota; Agaricomycetes; Polyporales; Adustoporiaceae. Bases 1 to 1020 code for a protein of 339 amino acids. The record is from RefSeq and is a predicted model, not a curated record. The transcript is spliced from 4 exons.